Thamnophis elegans (Western terrestrial garter snake) is the source of this 923-nucleotide messenger RNA. It is a transcript of the gene SLC35F3, whose product is annotated as solute carrier family 35 member F3. Gene Ontology annotation, biological process: thiamine transport. NCBI's taxonomy places the organism in Eukaryota, Metazoa, Chordata, Lepidosauria, Squamata, Natricidae. Gene Ontology annotation, cellular component: membrane. The coding region runs from base 42 to 722 and encodes 226 amino acids. The record is from RefSeq and is a predicted model, not a curated record. The transcript is spliced from 5 exons.
AUGAUUGCACAACACCAGCAGAAGCUCAGACACAAGCUGGGAUGGAAGCUGGUGGAAGAGGGAGCCCAUGUUGCCAAACAUGCUCCAUGGUCCAGCUUAAGAAAAUCUUCUGGGGAGUAGUGGUGGUUCUUGGAGUCUGCUCUUCCUGGUCAGGUUCAACCCAGCUAGCAAAACUGACCUUUAAGAAAUUUGAUGCACCCUUCACUUUGACAUGGUUUGCAACAAACUGGAACUUUUUAUUCUUUCCUUUGUAUUACAUUGGACAUGUUUGUAAGUCAGCUGAAAAACAAUCUCCCCAACAAAGAUACGGGGAAUGUUGUCGGUUUUUUGGAGACAACGGCUUGACACUGAAGGUAUUUUUUACCAAGGCAGCACCUUUUGGUGUUCUUUGGACCCUCACGAAUUACCUGUACUUACAUGCAAUAAAAAAAAUAAACACUACGGAUGUUUCCGUAUUGUUCUGCUGCAACAAAGCUUUUGUGUUCUUGCUUUCGUGGAUUGUUCUCAGGGACAGAUUCAUGGGAGUGAGGAUUGUCGCUGCUAUACUUGCUAUUGCAGGGAUAGUUAUGAUGACUUACGCAGAUGGAUUCCACAGUCAUUCAGUUAUUGGAAUAGCACUUGUUGUGGGAUCUGCGUCAACAUCAGCUCUUUACAAGGUUUUAUUAAGCUUCUCCUGGGUAGUGCUAAAUAUGGAGAAGCUGCCUUAUUUUUGUCAGUGUUAGCUGUUUUCAAUAUCCUUUUUGUUACCUGUAUUCCUGUCAUUCUUUACUUUACCAAAGUUGAAUACUGGAGUUCUUUCGAUGCCAUUCCUUGGGGAAGCAUUUGUGGAUUUUCAGUCCUAUUAUUGACAUUCAAUAUUAUAUUAAAUUUUGGGAUUGCUAUAACAUAUCCUACCUUGAUAUCUCUCGGAUUGUACUAAGCGU